This is a messenger RNA of Neurospora tetrasperma FGSC 2508, 1743 nucleotides long. RefSeq lists its product as uncharacterized. The record is from RefSeq and is a predicted model, not a curated record. NCBI's taxonomy places the organism in Eukaryota, Fungi, Ascomycota, Sordariomycetes, Sordariales, Sordariaceae. Gene Ontology annotation, molecular function: calcium-dependent phospholipid binding; calcium ion binding. The transcript is spliced from 3 exons. Bases 197 to 1615 code for a protein of 472 amino acids. Gene Ontology annotation, cellular component: cytoplasm.
CUUUCUGCUUUGCUACCAGAGACGCGUGUCAUCAAAAAACAAUCUUCUUGAGUUUGCUUUCUUCACUUUCUCCAUCUAUCGGUUGAACACCAACCCCGCCCCGCCUUUUGUAACCAUCACCUCUAGCCGAGCCAAGGCAUCGCUUAACCAGCCAACAGAAAUAUCGACCAUCAUUGUGUUGGGAGCCGCACCCACAAUGUCCUACCCAGGCUACCCUCCAGCGUCGCCUUAUGGCCAGCCACCACCACAAGGAGGCGGAUAUUAUCAGCAGCCUCCUCCUCAGCAGCAUCAUCAGCAACCUCCAUAUGGUGGACCUCCGCCUCAUGCUCACUACAACACCUACCAGCAACCACAACAAGGAUAUGGACAACCACCGCCCGGGCCGCCGCCGGGGCAGUACGGCGCACCCCCUCCACAGCCCUAUGGUGCUCCGGCUCAUUCCCCACCACCCGGGACGUAUGGUGCUCCUCCUCCCCCGAGCACCUCGUAUUACCCGCCCGGGCCUCCGCAGGCCGGUUACGGCGCACCACCGCCUCACGGUUACGGACAGCCUCCCGGUCCGCCCCCUCAGCAAUCCUAUGGUGCCGUACCGCCCACACCCACAGCGUACCCGCCCCAGCCCUACGCCGUGCAGUACCCGCCGACACCACCUUCGCCCGGAUAUGGCCCUGCAAUGACCAUCCCAUGGAACCCCGAUCCGGACGCGGAUAGGCUAAGGAAAGCCAUGAAGGGAUGGGGCACGGAUGAAAAGGAGCUGAUCCGGGUUCUGGCCGACAAGGACCCCUUCCAGAUCAAUAUGCUCCGCGAUGCGUUUCAACGGCGCCACCGCCGCGAUCUUAUCGCUGACAUCAAGAGCGAGACGAGCAGCUGGUUUGAGGAAGGGCUCGUCAUGCUUGCCCGGGGUCCUCUUCUCAAUGACGUGCACAUGCUGUUCAAUGCCAUGGAUGGGGCAGGCACCAACGAAGACAUCCUAAACGAUAUCCUCCUCCGCCGGUCCAACGCCGACCUGAAGUCUAUCAAAGCCGAAUUCAGUCGAGUUUUCCAUCGGUCACUGGAGGAAAUGGUGCGCGGCGAACUGAGCAUGAAGACGGAACGGCACUUUAUGAUUGUGCUCGGUGCCACACGUGCAGAAGACGCGGCUCCAGUGAUGAAGGCGGACAUUGACCGCGACGUCGACGAUCUCUACAACGCGACUGAGGGCAAGAUUGGCACAGACGAGAUGCGCGUAUGCAGCAUUCUGAGCUUGAGGAAUGACAACCAGAUCCGUGCCAUUUCCUACGAAUACAGGCAAAAGUACGCCAGGGAUCUCGAUACCGUGAUCCAAAAGGAGUUUUCGGGACACAUGAAGGACGCCCUUCUCAUCCAGCUACGCCACGGCACUGACAAGUACAUGCUGCAGGCCCGGCUCCUCGAGGAUGCCAUGGCAGGAAUGGGGACAAAAGACCGUCUUCUCACCAGCCGUCUGGUGCGGGCUCACUGGGAUCGCAACAACAUGCGAAAUGUCAGGAACGCGUACGAGCAGCGUUACAAGAAGAAGUUGGCCAAGAGAGUGCAGGGGGAGACCAGCGGUGAUUAUCAGAGGCUUUUGAUGGCGAUUUGUGGAGAACCUAUUUGAGGGGCGCGCGCAAAAAGUGUGUCGCCUUCAAAGUUCACUUCGCACCCAGCAGUGACUUUACUUUCACACCAAGCUUCGGCCGAGUGUGAUAUAAUAUUUAACCUUAAUGAACACUGAGUUAUAGUCAU